Molecule: messenger RNA, 2676 nt
Organism: Symbiodinium pilosum
Lineage: Eukaryota; Dinophyceae; Suessiales; Symbiodiniaceae
Source: the annotation of a GenBank genome assembly
AUGGCCGAGCUUGCCGGGGAAUGGAUCUUGCGCGCAUGCAUCAUGCAGUGCGAAGAUGCAGUGCUGGGUCGAUUGCAUCUGACGGAGUCGGGGGAAGUAGUCUACCUGACCAUGGCCGGGGACCUCCUUGGAAGAGGGCUGGGAUUCUGGGUGUCCGAUGGCCCUGUUCUGGGCUUCCAGGUUGACAUCUUCCAGUAUGAGGCAGCUUCGACAAAGCACGUCCAGACGGAGCCUCACCGCUUCAGAGGAUUAAGCAAGUUCCCUGAGAGAGGUGUUUGGGUUGGAGAAUGGCAUUUCCUCGCCUUCCAGCAGCCACCUCGAGUGGUUGGACGCUUCCAUGCACGGCGCUCCAAUCCAAACCUGGCCAUGCCAACUCUGACGCAAAAGCCACUGGAGGACCUGCCAGCCAAAGCCAAGAACAAGGUUUUGUCAAAGCUGGAGAAGCUUACAGAGCCAUUCCCCAUGCUGCACCCGUCCUGGGUCCCGCAUCACCUUGCAGGCAAAAUUGAAGAUGUGCACUACGUCCGAAAUUUCUUAGAGCCGAAGCAAGUUGAAGACUUCGAGAGAAUCAUCGACAAGACGUGUGAUUGGGAGCGAAUGAGGACACGCGACACGCAGGAGUUCGGGUCCUCAGGGCAGUGUCCGUGUGGUCGAAGCUUGAUGCGGGCUGCGCUUCCAGCGUGGCAGAGCAGCUUGGUGGAUGCGCUGGGAACCUUGGGAGUCUUUCACCCUGUCUUGUUUCCAGCCAACAGUGUCCGCCUGAACGCUUACAAGCCCGGCCAAGGCAUUUUCCCACAUUUGGAUGGCCCUGUGUACUUUCCUCGCGCUGCCAUCAUUAGCCUGGGCUCACACUGCAUUUUCGACUUCUACCCACGCCAAGACGAGCCUGCUCGCGGCUUCGCGUGGGAUCGAGACAAGGAGGUACCCUCGUCACCUGACCUACCACCGGGGACGACGCCACAGCUGAGCCUCCUUUUGGAACCGGGAAGCUUGCUGGUGUUCUCCGGCGAUGCCUUCAUUCAGCACAGGCACGGCAUCAAGGCGGUGGAAGAAGAUGAAAUUACAAAGGAGGUCAAGAAUGCAAAAGACAUCGGGCUCUCGGUUGGAGACGUGAGACGAAUGUGCCAGGCACCGGCACCGGCAGGCCGGCACAAAGAGGAAGACUUGAAGUUGAAGGCAGCCUGGCGGGAGAAUUUCUUGGACCCGGCUGCCACCGCACCUCAAGACCAAAAGAAAGGUGCGGGGCCUGAGCGCAGACCCCUGCGGCAGAUCCAGGCAGUCGUGCAGCCGUGCCAGCUUAGCUUAACAUUCGACAAAAAGGAGGAGUCUGACUCGGAGGAUUACAGAAACCGCUGGAAGCGCUGGGCAGCAGACAUCGAGUUCCGCCUGGCUUCUUUUGACACAGGUGUGGAGGAGGUUCUCAGAGAGAGCCCUAACCACACCGACACGGACCACACGGACCACACGGACCAUGGGGUCCUCUCGCCACCUUCAGAGGCUUGGAGGCCCUCGGAACAGCUUCGACUUCUCCAGCUUCCACAGGUGCCAUCAACGCUCUUUCAGCUUUCUCCCGAGCGGAGUUGCAAUUAUAGCCCUGCAAGUGCUGUGGGCAUGGAGGAAGUGGAGAAUUGCAAAGGAGACACAUCCUCACUGGAGAGUUUGCAGCUUGAUGAUUUUGAUUUCAGUUUCAUGGAACGGGCUGAGAAGGAGCCGCGGGAGCCAUUGGAGCCAUGGGCCAUUUGCACACAGAGUUCAAAGCAGCUGACACCGCUGGCAAGUGCAAGGCAGAAGGAGCCGCUUCCUUCCUGGAACUUUGACUCACUCCGGACCUCCUCUCUGGACAAGUUUGCGCGUUUCAGCGCCUGGAGCUGCCAGCGCGAAGUGGCACUAAGCCGCCUAGAAGCUGUGCUUGCAACAUCAGAGUCCAAAGCCUCCCCCUCCAAAGCCCCCUCCCCAAAAAGGAAGCUGCAUGCAGUCGACCUGCACACUCGCGGCCAGCAGUGGCUCGAGGCAAAGAAAGCAAGGGAGCACCAGCUACGAGAAAACCAGCGAGAAGCAGAGCUGCAGCAGUGCCCUUUCCAGCCUCAAACAUCUCUCCAGUCUUCCCAGUCUUCCCAUGUUCCCCAGUUAAAGCGCACGCGCUCCCUCUGCUCGCUGUAUGAGCGGCAGAAGCGCUGGCAGGAGCUCCUCUUGGAGAAGCGAGACCGCCAGCGCCAGAAUCGGGAGGAAGGAGGAGAUCCUUUGACCGCCAGACCCAGAGCGGGCAGAGCUGUCGGAGCACACGAGGCGGACGCUGCCUUCGAGCGCUUUCACGAGCGGAAUCGCAAGUGGCUCAGCACGCUCGAGCGCAGAGAGGCCGGAGCUGGCAUAGCUCGCCCCUGGGUCGAGAUGCGCAAAGAAAAGAAAGCCCUCGUCAAGUCCGAAACCAAGCCGAAAAGAUCUGAGCGGCGCGAAGCCGAAGCUGCCGAAGCUGUUGAGCAUUGGGAAGUCUUGGAGGUCAAGGAGCAUCUGCAGGCCAUCCACCGCGGGCUCCGUAGCUCCAAGUCCUCUGAGAGCACGCCAGUCUGGCAGAAGGCCCUGAACGUGGAGGUGGCUCGUCUCCACGGCGCCGGUGCGGCUCCAUUGCACCGACGCCUUGCCGAAAGGGCACUUGAUUCUGAGCAGAAGCAACUCUGA